Molecule: messenger RNA, 20717 nt
Organism: Cuscuta europaea
Lineage: Eukaryota; Viridiplantae; Streptophyta; Magnoliopsida; Solanales; Convolvulaceae
Source: the annotation of a GenBank genome assembly
GCGUAUCAUACUUGGCGGGCGGGUCUAUCCGACCCGAUUCCGAAACCCAUUGGGUCUGUGUCCAAGUCCAAAUUUACAGACCCGCCGGGUAAACGGGUCCGGGUCCAUUAUUAACUUAGCGGGUUUGGAUUUGGAACACUACGUUCUGACCUGGACCCGACCCAUUGUCAGGACUAAAUUUGUAUUUGUUGUGAAACCAGACGACCCUUUGAAGAUAAGGAGGGUACGUUUUUGCGUCCGAGUGUAGUGACUUGUAGCGUUGAAGUCCUGUUAUCAGUUUGUGGGGCGAAUCAUAGUUUUAGUAGACCGGAUAGAUAUAGUAGUCUUCUUCAUCCUGAAGCGUAUCUGAUUAGCUUUUGGUUAUCACCGGGUGGUCCUCAAGGGAAAGCUCCUGGGUAGUAUAUUCCUUAGCUUUGUCUAUCACCUGUGCAAAAUUUGGACCUACGAUCUGGUCCAAAUUUGGUAUCUAUGCUUUCCAGCACAAUGGUCUGCUCUCUUCCUCACUUUUUCCCUCCUGGGUAGUUACUAAGGUCCCAACUUUCUUCCUAAUGUCUUGGAUUCCUUGACACAAACCCUUCUUGUUCUCAGAUGCCCCCUUUUCUUUCUCCGCUAACUUUUUGCAAAUAAAUGGAUGAUGUCCAUAUUCUUUACAAUGAAAGCAGUAAUUAGGGAAAGUUUCGUACACCACAAAUUGUCUAAAGGGAAAAUCGCAGUUUUGGUCCCCCAAACAGCCACCAUAUUGAAAUUCCAGACUCGUGAUUUUUCUUUUUUAAAUCUCACCCCAGAUUUGUCAGAAUUGUUUUAAAUCUCACCCCUACCAUUAAUAAUCUUACAAAUUCCGUGUGGUUUUUCAUUUUUUCAGGGAUAAACAUGUAACUUCGCAUCCUUAUACGUUUAAAUCCCUAAAUCGAGUUAUCGUCAACCCUUUAUCAUGCUUAUCAAACCAAAUUGAAAUGUUUUGCUUAAUCCUUUGCUCUGAACUCUUUUUCGCCAACUUUCCGUUGGACAUGACGUUCGAAUAUUGAAGCUAUAUUGAAGCCAAGAUGAUGGAGUAUAUGGCCCGGGAACCCCCGGCCCACAGACUCCUACUACACCAAUAAAGGCCCAACCGGCACAGGAAGCACAUCAGACCCCAAAUUACGAUGCCCCAAGCACUAAGCAGCCCACAGCGCACACUGGGGAGCCUUCGCCCCCCUGACCGAAGGCUCAAAACUCUCACAUAACAGGUUUUUCAAGCAAACUAAGAAACUGGGAGAAAAACGGCAGAAAACAGUAGCCCUCGGCACCUGGAGCCCUCGGCACCCAGGGGGUCCCCGGCACUCAGAGCCCUCAGCUAGUUCUCUGCAGCCGAGGGCACCUCUCCCGACAUAAUAUCCGCGCCACAUGCGUACAGAUCACCGUACCCUGUACAACGUCCCAUCCAACAGCCGCAUUAAAUGCGGCCACAUGCGACUGCCAGCGCCAACCAGUUGAGGUGACCUCUCGGCCAAUGGGCGUUUGACACGUGUCCCUGUCCGGCAUUUAUUGCUACUAUAAAUAGCACCUCAUUUCCCCAUUUGUAACCACGCUGAAAACGCUCCACACUUAUAAUAUACUUUCUCUCUAUAUAUUUACUUGCUCUGACUUCUCUCUUAUUACUUCCCAUAAUAACCCCUCGGAUAAGCUACCCCACGGGUACACUUUCCAUCAUUUGGUGCUCUCAUUGAGAGGUCGAACAAUCGAGUGAGAAACCCUCCCCCUUCGCCAAACACUAGCCCUCUACCAACUCCAAAAACGUAGAAGACAAGAACCUGGCCCUCGGCGACGUCAACGCCCUCGAAGCCUCUCACAGGGCUCCCGAGGGCGGUGUCAUCGCUGGGCUGGAACAGGCGGCUGUCGACCUACGCCUUCAGAUCCAGCAAAAUGCCCCCGAUGCCCGCCUCGGCAUCGAGGCCAAGAAGAAAAACCGGAGUGAUGACCAAGUCAGCCCUCCGGUCCUCACCAUCGACGUUCAUUCGGCGCUCUCCGGCUUCAUCCAAACGCUAACUCAGAACCCGGGUGCCUUCGGCACCCUGGCUCCGGCUCCACCCCAGGUUGGGGAGAACAUCAUGCUUCCCCCUCUGCCACACCCCUUCGGAAAUCCCAUCCCUUGGAUUGGGAAUGACGAAGGGGUAGUGGCCCAAGAUACGGCCUCCCAGGAAGUUCAGUCCCGGGACUGCCACAAUGACAACAGAGAAAGGCCCCGCACUUCCGCCCUCAACCGGCUCGGAGGGGGGCAAGAUCGCCAAGGGGUCCAAGACCGCCUCGGAGGAAAGGAAUUCCAGAGGCCCCAGGAGAGUGGAGGGUCUGUCUUGAGGGCAGACGAGGAGCGUCCUCCUCGGGACAAAGGCAAGGCACUCCUUCAUGCCAACGAUGCUCGCCACCAAAUCAACCAGGCCCACUCAGCCCGGGUUCGUUCGCAGGGGGCGGAGACCCUCCCGAAGGAUCCCCGGGACGAAAUUAUUGCGGCCCUCCAACGCCGACUUGAUGAAAUGGAGGCCAACAAAGCUCACGCCACCACCUCCACCCCUCAUUCAGACCUCAAAUACGAGGCCAUGAUGGCCAAAAUGGAGGAAUUACAGAAGAAGGUAGCCGAGGGCUCCGGGGAACCCAUCAUCCAGCUCCGGACCCGGACGCCAUUUACCCCAAGGGUAUUGGCGGCCCGGAUCCCGGAAAAAUACCGAGGGCAACACAUACAGCCCUACAACGGGAAGACAGACCCCCAGGAACACUACAACAAAUAUCAGAACAACAUGAUGAUGGUAGGGGCGUCGGACGAAUAUUUGUGUCGUUGGUUCCUCUCCACCUUAGAGGGGCCGACAUACGAAUGGUUCAACCGGUUGCCCGAAGGCUGCAUUGAUUCGUGGCAAGAACUCGCCCAGCGAUUCUUGACGCAAUUUGUCGGGAGGCGUCGCACGAGGAAGCACUUCUCCCACCUCCUAACCAUACGCCAAAGGAGGGAUGAGACCCUUCGGGACUUCCUGGAGCGCUGGAGAACGGAAGCCGACAAAGUCGACGGUGCUGACGACGGGACCCUCCUGGCCCUCCUACAAACCGUCCUCCACACCGGCAACUUUUCAAGGAGCCUCAUCAUUGAACCCCCCCGCGACUACAUAAGGGCCCUGCAGCGGGGGGGACCGAUAUGCUGUGGCCGAGGAGGUGGAGAAAUACCACCAGCAUCCAGAUCAGCAGCCCCCGAAGGCUGACAACAAGAACAACCGAGGGCCGGGGGCUCCUCCAAAUCACCCCAAGGCUUCAGGACCCUCUGAUGACCGCCCUCGGCAAGACCAAGCCAAGCCCGGGGGAGGUUAUAAGAGCAGCCCUAAGACUUGGACACAACCCAUUCUCCUAGACCGCCCCCGGACACCAUUGACGCACCCCGUCAGCAUCAUUCUUGAUUUUGCCGAGGAGAGGGGCCUCGUUGAGCGCGAUUCUCGCGCACCCCCGGAGGUACAUGCUAUCAACCCUCAGUUCCCCUACUGUCGUUUCCAUCGGCAUCAGGGGCACAGAACCGAUGACUGCCAUCAGCUAAAGACGACCAUCGAGAGAUUGAUACAAGCGGGCCAUCUGUCCCAAUUUAUCCAGAGCCCUCGGCAGGAGGGGCCUUCUCAUCAGGGACCUCCCUGAGGGCACCACAUGAAGGUGAACGCUUGGGUGAACCCGAACACCAUACCCCUCGGCAAGAAGAGGGAGAUCGGAAACUUGGAGGAGGAAGAGGAGGAGUACCCCCACUACCAGGAGAAAAAACGCCACAUCCUCAUGAUUACCAGGGGCAAUACAGGGGGCGAUUCCACCAGCCAGCGGAAGAAGUGGGCUCAAUCGCUUUACGUGGGGGAAGUCACUCAUAUGCCCCCGGUAAAGCGGCUGAGGGAGGAACCCAUCACCUUCACCAACGCAGAUCUCCCUCCUACUUCUUCUCCUCAGAGGGAUGCCUUGGUGAUUCAGACUGAAAUAAACGACACCAUCAUUCACCGAACUUACGUUGACACGGGCAGCUCCGUCAAUGUGAUGUACCUCAGCACCUUUAGAGAGCUGCACCUGGAGAGGGGGUCCCUUCGGCCCAUUAAGACCCCUCUUGCCGGCUUCACUGGCGAUACUAUUGAUUCCGAGGGGGUAAUAACCCUCCCGGUAAUCUUUGGCGACGGGCUCCAUAGAGCCCAACACGAAGUGGAGUUCGUCGUCGUCAACAUCGACUGCGCCCACAACAUCAUCCUCGGCCGGCCAGCCCUCGAGGACCUCGAGGCCGUCAUCUCCAUGAGGCACCUCUGCCUCAAGUUCCCCGCCGAGGGGGGCAUUGGCUACUCCCGGGGGAAUCAAAGAAUUGCCCGCGCUUUCUAUCUUCAAGUCACGAAGAAAGUAAGUAAGACGGAGCUCCGUGUUGACACCAUAACCGGGACCAUCGACGAAGAAGAAAGGAGGCCGAGGGCUGAACCAGCCGAGGACGUAGAAGACUUUGCGCUCGAUCCGGCCAAGCCGGAGAGAGUCGUGAAGAUUGGAGCCCAGCUCCCUGAAGAUCUGAAGACCGGUAUCACCGACGCCCUCCGCGCCUACUCCACUGUCUUUGUAUGGGGGCCGGAGGACAUGCCGGGAAUAAGCUGAAGGGUCAUCACCCACCGCCUCUCGGUGGACCCCUCGGCAAGAGCAGUACAGCAACAAAGAAGACCCCUCUCCACCGAAAGGAGGGAAUUUGUGAAGAAGGAGGUCGCCAUGCUCCUGUCUAUUAAGCACAUCAAGGAGGUAAAAUACCCCUCAUGGCUGGCUAACGUAGUCCUCGCACAGAAGCCUCCUACCUUCCGCAUGUGCGUAGACUACACGGAUCUCAACAAGGCGUGCCCUAUGGACCCUUUUCCUUUGCCCAAUAUCGAUCAACUUGUAGAUGAGACCGCGGUGUGUGAAAUCAUGUCAUUCCUCGACGCAUUCCGCGGGUAUCAUCAGAUCUUCAUGCAUGAGGAAGACGCCGAAAAGACAGCCUUCAUGACUCCCGAGGGCAUCUUCUGCUACCUAGUGAUGGCCUUCGGCCUAAAGAACUCAUGAGCCACUUACACCCGGAUGGUGGCCCGAGUCUUUCAGGCCGUCCUAGGGCGCACCAUGGAGGCCUAUGUUGACGACAUGAUCGUCAAGAGCAAACAAUCUUCCAGCCAUGCCGACGACCUCCGGGAAAUCUUCGCCAUCAUGCAAAAGUUCAACCUUCGGUUAAACCUGAAGAAGUGCACCUUCGGCGUCCAAGGGGGCAAAUUCUUAGGCUACAUGGUGAGCCGAAGGGGUAUUGAGGCCAAUCCCGAGAAGAUCCAGGCCAUCAUCAACAUGGAGCCCCCACGCAACGUGAAGGAAGUUCAACGGUUGACGGGCCGCCUGGCAGCCCUCAACCACUUUCUAUCUAAAUCAGCGGAGAAGUCUCUACCCUUCUUCCAGAUCAUGAGGAAGACGGCUGGCUUUCAAUGGACUCCAGAAUGCCAGGGGGCUUUUGACGAGCUCAAACGAUAUCUAUCUUCACCCCCUGUGCUCUCCAAACCAAAGGUGGGGGAGACCCUCUAUCUCUACCUUGGGGUCAGCCCGGCAGCCAUCAGCUCCGUGCUCAUCCGGGAGGAAGACGGCAUCCAACAUGCCAUCUUCUAUGUAAGCAAGACCCUAAGGGAGGCCGAGCUCAGGUACUCUCCUGUGGAAAAAACGGUGUUGGCCAUCGUUUGGACCGUCAAGAAGUUGGGCAACUACUUUCAGGCUCACCCGGUUCAUGUCCUCACUCAUCAACCCCUCGACGCCCUCAUGAGGAGCCCCACCAGCUCCUCCCGCAUGGUGAAGUGGGCUAUCUUCCUGAGCCAGUACAACAUUGACAUCCUUCCGAGGCCUGCCAUCAAGGGCCAAGCCCUGUCGGACUUUGUGACGCAGUGUACCGCAAGGGCGGCCACGGACGGGGAGCCCUCGGCUACCUCGGACGACUGGUGGACCCUCUACACCGACGGAUCCUCCGCAACCAAAGCAUGCGGGGGAGGGGUAGUCCUCAUUACUCCCGAGGGCUUCAAAGCCUAUUAUGCAAUCCGCUUCUCCUUCAAAGUCUCCAACAACGAGGCCGAGUAUGAGGCCCUCCUAUGUGGCCUUCGGCUGGCUGCCAACAUGGAGGCUCGGCGGAUCCAUAUCAAAUGCGACUCCAAGUUAGUCGUUGGCCAAAUCUCCGAGGAGUAUGAGACCAAGGAGGGAAGAAUGAAACAGUACAAGGAGGCGGCCAAGGAGUUGCUUAAGGUAUUUGAGGCACACUCUCUCACUCAAAUACAGAGAGCUCAGAACUCCGAGGCCGACAUACUAUCCAAGCUCUCGGUCGACUCCCCCGAGCACAUCUCUAAGAUUGCUAAAAUUGAGGAACUCAGUCUCUCGAGUAUCCAUGCGAGCCCCGUCAUGAACAUACAACAACGCCAAGAGGACUGGAUCUCAUAUAUCAUCACCUUCAUCUCAGCCGGGCAGCUACCCGAAGAUGAGACCCGCGCUAAACUAGCAAAGCUGAGGGCUCCUAGCUACACCAUCGAAGACGGAAGGCUCUACAAACGGUCUUACAACGGCACGCUACUUCGGUGCCUUCAUCAAGAUGAAGCCGAGGUCGCAAUGGAGGAGGUGCACAGUGGCACUUGCUCAGCUCACCAGGGACCCUUCUCCAUGUCCCGAAGGCUCAUUCUCCAGGGCUACUUCUGGCCAACCAUGGCCAGAGAUUGUGCUGACCUUGCCCGAAGGUGCACCGCAUGCCAACAUUUCCAGAAAGCCCCCGGCAGGCCAGCGGUCAACUAUGCCCCCAUAAGCACAUCCGUCCCCUUUUCUCGAUGGGGGAUAGACCUCGUGGGCCCUCUGCCGAGGGGUACCUCCAACAACAGGUACAUCAUUGUGGCCAUCGACUACUUUACCAAGUGGGUGGAGGCUGAGCCCCUCGCCAGCAUCACAGAGGCGAAGUGCCGUCACUUCGUCCUCAAGAACAUCCUCACAAGGUUUGGCGUCCCCCAGCAGAUCAUCUCCGACAACGGAACACAGUUCGAGGCAGCCCCCUUCUGUGCCCUUCUGGAGGCAUGGGGCAUCAAACACACCUUCUCCUCCGUUGCCUACCCUCAAGGCAACGGGCAAGUAGAGAACGCCAACCGGACCUUGCUCGAGGGCCUAAAAAAGAAGCUGGAGGCCGAGGGCGGUGGCUGGGUAGAAGAGCUCCACAACAUCCUUUGGGCCUACUGCACCACCCCUCGGCGAGCAACAGGUGAGACACCCUUCUCCCUCUGCUACGGGUUUGAAGCCAAAGCUCCUACGGAAGUCACCCUUCCCACCCGGAGGGUGAUCCAAUAUGACCCCGAGGUCAACGACAGCAACAUGGCCCUCGACCUCCACCUCCUUUCAGAACGACGGGAGCAAGCCUUCAUCCGGGCAGAAAACUACCGAAGGCAAGUCAAAAGCUACAUCGACGCCAAGGUUCGCACCAGAGAAUUCCAAGUGGGGGACUAUGUCCUCCGGAGGAGGGAAGCCAGCCAACCGACCGAGGGAGGCAAAAUGGCACCAAAGUUCGAAGGUCCCUACAUCAUAGUAGCCAUCAUCAAACCUGGGACUUACAAGCUCAAAUGCCCCAACGGGAAAGAGGUCCCUAGGCACUAGAAUGUACACCACUUAGUUAAAUUUUAUCAAUAAUGUAAGAGCGGCCAAGCCCUCAUAACUAGUGAAUGUACUAUCCUAUGGCCCAAGGCCUCCAAUUUUGAAGAAUGAAGACACAUUCAGGACACCAAGAACAACCGCAAAACACUUAUGAGCGGCCAAGCCCUCAUACCAACUACAGGCCCCAGGCCUCACCACGAGAAGAACCCCCUCCGGCACCAAGUGCCGAGGGAGGACACCACCAACACCUUCAACAACAAGUGAAAACACCAAGUGUUUCGAACAAGACCCCUCGGUACCGAGUACCGAGGGUGGGGACUCCCAUCACCGGCAACAGGAAACACCAAGUGUUUCAUUUCAAGACCGUUCGGCACCCAGUGCCGGGGGUACACAUCUGUACCAUCAACAUCAAAAAUAAAAAGAACACCAAGUGUUCCUACAGAAGACCCCUCGGUACCAAGUACCGGGGGUACACAUCUCACCCAUCAACGUCAAAUAGAAGAAGAACACCAAGUGUUCCUACAGAAGACCCCUCGGUACCAAGUACCGGGGGUACACAUCUCACCCAUCAACGUCAAAUAGAAGAAGAACACUAAGAGUUCCUACAGAAGACCCCUCGGUGCCAAGUACCGGGGGCUACAUAACGAAACUAACACCAAGUGUUGUUUCUAAAAGCCGUACCCCACGAGGACGCAUAUACCGAAGGCGCCACCAUCGGUGCCGGCGGCACGUAGUGCCCCCGGCCAUUUGCAACUAGUGAGCAAAUGAAAACCCUUCCUUGAAAUGCUUUCCGCGUCAUUACCCUCAGGGUAUGACAGGCAUGAGAAAUGCCCAGGAUUCGACUUUCAAAAACGGAACGCUUUCCGCGUCAUCACCCCAAGGGUAUGACAGGCACGAGAAAUGCCCAAGAUUCGACUUCCAAACCGAAAACGCUCCCCGCGCUACCACCCCAAGGGUGUGGCAGGCCACGGACUAUGUCUAGCGCCGAGGGGACGACUUUCAAAAAUGAGGCGCUUUCCGCGCCAUCCCCCAAGGGGAGGCAGGUUACAGACCACCACAUCUUGUGCCCAGGGAACGACCCUCGAUCCCCUCGAAACUCGGAAGGUUAACCCGAGGGAGGAGAGCCAUUGGUGUAUUCUGAUGGUCUCCUGAUAGGCCCAGCCUUACCAAGAAACCAAGUUUCUUGAUGCCUUCCCUUCACCACCAACCAAAAAAAAAAAGAAAAAAAAGAGAGGGGGUGAAGGGGAGUAGACUCAUCGAGAAAUCAGUGAGUACAACACUCCAACAAAUCACAACAUACCGAGGGCUCCCUACGGGAACACCUCCGGUAACUGAAGGCUCCUAUUUCCCGAAGGUUACUGCUCAACAAUAGAAAGGGAUGGGACUGUCUCAAGUACACUAAAUGGCUAAGUUCACUUCAAAUAAGUGUCGAGGGCACCUACCAUCGGUCAUCCAUUGCUACCGAGGGGUCCUAUCCUGUAAAAGGGGAUGCAACUGACUAAGGCAGCUCAAGAACCCUUCAAAUGAAUGCCGAGGGCACCUAUAUCCCACCAGCAUUCACUACAACAUCAAUAUCCUACAAAUUUUCCUAAGUCCACACUUUUGAAAAAAAAAAUGACAACAGCCGGAGGCUCACAUAUCACCCAACGACCGAAGGCAUCUAUUACAAAUCAUCAAAGGCCAACCAAGGGGGAUUAUUCCAAAAUAAUGUCGCCCUCGGGAAAUCUUAAGUGGAAAACACUACUGACCGAAGGCUACACAAGGAAGCAACACUUAGGAAUUUUUCUAAGUCCUAAGGAUUGGGUCCUCAACCUAAUCAUCACACAACAAUUGAACUACAGACACCCGAAGGCCCUAUGGUGUGCUACACUUAGAAAAAUUUUCUAAGUCCUACAUAUUUGGCCCUCGGUAAAAUCUCCAUGCUACCCGAGGGGACAUGCGGUUGAAGACUUGGUGAAGCUAUACUUAGAAAUUUUUUCUAAGUCCUACAUACUUUGACCCUCGGUCAAAUCUCCAUGCUGACCGAGGGCUCCUGCUACAUACGUGCUACACUUAGAAAAAUUUCUAAGUCCCAAAAGGUCUUACCCUCGGUGACAAGUUUCUAAGUCCCGAAUCAACCUGCAACCCGGGGGGUCACAUGAUUGAAGGCUUGGUGAGACUACACUUAGAAAAAUUUCCUAAGUCCUAACUAUUUCUAGGCCCUCGGUCACCCAUCUAGCAAAGGGUGCCCAACUACCGAAGGCUACAACUGUAUUCAAACACUUAGAAAAAUUUUCUAAGACCUAAGCUCCUCACCUCCGUUUAUCUCAUAAAGACUACAAAGAACCGGAGGGAAGGAUCAACCGGGGGCUAACAAAUGGACAGACACUUGGAAGAAUAUUUCCUAAGUCCUAAGCCUACAUUCAAAGGAGCAAAGGCAUACAUUCAAAACGAGACGAGGGCAUACAUUCAAGGAAAAACACUCGGAGGAAACGAACUAUACGAAAAGCCCGAAGGCAAAACAUUCAUGCAUUCAGGGAGGAGCCAAAAUAUAUAUGUUACAAUAUGGCCGAGGCCGAGAGUACACGAAUAUUCAUUCCAAACAAAAAACAAAGGAAUUCAAAACACUACAAUUACAUAUCACAUAUUGUCAACACCGGGGCCAGCCUCUUCCGCAGGCUUCGAGAUGACCUCCGCAUCAGCCUCUGCUUCAUCGCCCUCGGCCUCUUUCAGGAGUUCUGAAUCUUCCAGUUCCGGCCUCUCGACGCCCUCAGGAAGGGGGACUCUGAUAUCAGGCUGGAGGGGGGGAGACCGUAUGCCGACGGGUCAAAGGCCGUUGGCUCUAUCUUCUGGUGCCGGGCGAGCCUCCUGUAGAUUAGGGCCUGGAUGAAGAACUCCCCUACGGCGUAGUAAUCUUCACCCUUUCGGGCUAGCCACAUCGCCCCGGGGCCCUUCACCCACCCCUCGGCAGAACUCUCCAUGACCGAGGCCACCCAGUUUUUAUGGCCUUCGACCUUCCAGCCCUCGGUCAUGAAGGCAGCAACUGCAGCAGCGGCGGCCUCUGCUUUGGCGGCCUCGGCGUCUUCAAGGGCCUUCUUCGCAGCCUCGGCAACCAUCUUCUCCAUCUCCACCCUCUCUCUGGCCGCUCUCUGCUUCCGCCCUCGCCUGCUGGAGGUCCCUCUCCAGUUGAGCCAUCUGCCUCACGGCCUCAGCAUUUUCAUGAAUAAGCUUCUUGAGGGACUCCUCCUGUUGCGCCCUCUGGAGGCGCCACUCGUCGAACCUCCUGGCGUGUUCACCGAGGGCUAUGCAAGCCUGUUUAGACAAACAACAAAGCAAGGGGUUAAAAUUAUCAUCACACAAACAGAUAAAGUCAUGGGCCACGAUGCUAAGGAAAAAGAAAGAAGAAGAGAGGAAGGAGGAGAACUUACGGUAAGAUAGGACCGGAGGAUUUUGGACUCGAGGGCUUCAUCAUCCAGCUUCCCGAGGGCCCGCCUGUCCAGAGCGGGUGUAGCCCCGCCCAGAAAUUCCCGGGGGUCCACUGUGCCAUGCGUAAUGGCAGACCCCUUCGGCAGGGAGAACUGUAUAUCCUCCCGAGGCAAGCUUACCUCGCCACCUUUACCCGAGGGUGGGCAAGGAGCAGUCGGAGCACUGGGCUCAGAGGCUGAAUGCUCGUCCACCACCACCACCAGGGGAGCCUUCUUCCCGGCGUCCCCCUUUUUCUGCUUCUUCCUCUCGGGGAUUGGGGCCUUGCCGGCGGCCUUCCGUUUUGCGGCCUCCCCCGAGGGCUCACCACCCUUCUUCAUCUCCCCGAGGGGCUUCUGCUUUACGGGCUCCUUCUGGCCCGGGACCUUCACCUUCUGCUUUUUGAGGUUGGCGAAGGCAUUGAGAUCCAUAUUGACACCUGCAAAAACAAUGUAGGGUUAAAAUCGAGGGGUCACUAACAGAUGGCAUAAAGAGAAGCAAACAAGCAAAUGAACUAUGUGUUAAGAUAUGAAGGUGAGAGUGCCCUCAGCCACUACCUCCGGAGGCUCCCUCAAACACCGGGAACUUCUCAUCUGUUUCCCCCAGUAAGCGAUACCUCCGGAACCCGAGGGUGUAGAGAUCUCCCUCUUUGGUGCACUCCUUGAUGGUGAUAUUCUUGUCCCGGCCCUCCGGAUCAUGGCCAGAAUCCUGCCGUCUUUCUCGAGGGCGGCGCUCCUCCUUUUCUCGUGCCUCCUGAAACGGUCACGUAACUCCCUCGGGAAGGGACUCUCGGUCAGCUUCACGUAGCACCACCGGUCCUUCCACCCCUUGUUCGAGGAGGGCACCUCAGUGAAGAGCUUGAACAUUGCCACCUGCUGCAAGUUUGCGAAGCCCUCGGCAUUCGCAUGCCCCCCGACACAGAUUGAAGCUCUGGAAGAAGAGGUCCAGGCUAGGCGUCACCCCCGUGACUUGCAGAGCUGGAGGAAGCCAGUAAUGUAGGAAUGGCUGUUCGGGGUCAGCUGGCAGGGGACUAGACCCACGAACCGGAGGUACUCCCGGAGGAAAGGGUGCAGGGGGAAGCGGAGUCCCAUGGACACCGAGAGAACGUGCACCGCAAUACAGCCCUCGGGAGCCCGGGAGAGGAUGUCAUCUGGGCCCGGUGUCACCACGAUGGCCGAGGGGCCCACGUGAAGCUGAGUGACGUAGAUGUCCGCUGCAUCAACCUUUGACCUUAUUUCCAAGGCGGCGAUGUUCAGGUAGGAGUACCCCUCGGGCAUAUCGAGGGGCUUCCCUUGAUCUGCAACGCUUCCCUUCUUCUUGGGAGCAGCUACCUUGGCCUUCUUCUUUCCGGGGGCCACCCGGAUGGGAACCGCAUUCAGCGGCCGAGAGGUGCUGGCCUCAUCGGCACCCCGAGGGGGGAGCACAGCAACGGUGACCCUCGCGCUUUCUCUUUGCGCCUCCUCUUCAGCUGCUUGCCAGGCUAGGGCCAGCUCUUCAUCCUCACAUUCUUGCUCGAAGCCCUCAGCUUCCGCCUCAGCAAUGAGGGCUUUCUGCAGCUCCAGGGCGACGGCGGCAUCCUGUCCCACCGAAGACUGUGCACUUGAGGACUUCACAUCCGAGAGGACUUCAUCCUCCAUCGAGGGCGCCCCCGAGAUGUCUUGAGAAUCACUCUGGGACGACAUUCUGGCUCUGGUUCGAAGGCUCGUAGACGCUAGUGUUUUCUAAAAAAUCUAUCUCCUAGCCUAAUGGCACAAGACAGCUAACUAGAGAGGUGAAGUGCGAGUGGAGAACUGACCUGGGAAUUAGAGUUUGAUCGAGGGCUGCUGUUUCUCUCUCUAGGAAAAAUUCGGCAGAGCUUCGCUAACAAGGUUUCGCACAAGGAGGAGUGCCUGGCCUUGGGGUAUUUAUAGGCGCUGGAAUCCGGGCUUGGGCCUGGAAACCGGGCCUCCGGAUGGACCGUCAUCAUUACACGCCGUGUCUUCGCCCAACCGGUGAUGCCGCCCACGGACAGCCAACCAUCACGCGCCACGUGUACCCCCCCAACGGCUAUAUCCUGACGUUACAUAUUCCAACGGCUAUAUUUCCAACGGCUAUGUUCUGGGAGCCCCCGGAUUUUCUUACUUCACUCCACUUCAUCAAGAAGAACCUCCGGGUACACUUACCCAGAGAUGCCCCCGGGUUGUGCCCCACACAGUACAUAACAGUCGCCUUCGGGACCACUCCUUCAGAAGCCCAAGGCUUCAUAUCAGGCCACCCCUCGGGGAUUCCCCCUCAGCACUGUAAGGGCCGAGUAGCCCCCAGGGAGUAUGCCUCAUUGACGGAUAGCCUACAGCACACAGGUAAUGGGAGCCCUCGGAGAUCCUCAUCACCAACUAAUCAGCAAGUAGGGGACACCCCGGUGACAAUUCAACUACUGCCCUCAUCCAUCACGCCCUCGAUCCCCAGAUUGAGGGGCUUCCCUUCGGCACCUCCCAGGACAUAAACAGCAAGCCUCCGGCUACUCAACACAUGAGCCCUCAAAACAAGGAGAGCCUUCGGCAUUACCAUUAUUCUCCAUUUUGAGCCAAGGUUUCACAUUUUCGAUUCAUCAUUGGGGGAAUUCGGUGCACUCUUUUUCCCUCAUUAGGAUUUUUUCCCACAGGGUUUUUCCUAAUGAGGUUUUUAACGAGGCAUCCCCCCAAAAUGAAACGAAAAGCGUCAGCCUUCGGCCCACAACAACAGCGCAACUACUCUACUCCUUUUCACCACUUUACAAGUGCCUCAAGGAGUGGGGGACUGGAGGACCCCCUCGGGAAAAUCAUUAAAUUACAAAAUGGUGAAAAAUUCCAACAAACGGCCAAGCAAUCCCUCAAGUCCCGACAUAUGGGUAACUGAGGGACUGCCUCACCAACUUCAGAGAUUACAACGGGACAACAUCAAAGGGCAAGCACAAAUUACUCCUUUUCCCUCAAGUACCUUUCAGCAAAAGGAGUGAGGGACUCCUGAUGGAGUAUAUGGCCCGGGAACCCCCGGCCCACAGACUCCUACUACACCAAUAAAGGCCCAACCGGCCCAGGAAGCACAGCAGGCCCCAAAUUACGACGCCCCAAGCACUUAGCAGCCCACACGCACACUGGGGAGCCUUCGGCCCUCUGGCCGAAGGCUCAAAACUCUCACGUAACAGGUUUUUCAAGCAAACUAAGAAACUAGGAGAAAAACGGCAGAAAACAGUAGCCCUCGGCACCUGGAGCCCUCGGCACCCAGGGGGUCCCCGGCACUCAGAGCCCUCGGCUAGUUCUUUGCAGCCGAGGGCACCUCUCCCGACAUAAUAUCCGCGCCACAUGCGUACAGAUCACCGUACCCUGUACAACGUCCCAUCCAACAGCCGCAUUAAAUGCGGCCACAUGCGGCUGCCAGCGCCAACCAGUUGAGGUGACCUCUCGGCCAAUGGGCGUUUGACACGUGUCCGUGUCCGGCAUUUAUUGCUACUAUAAAUAGCACCCCAUUUCCCCAUUUGUAACCACGCUGAAAACGCUCCACACUUAUAAUAUACUUUCUCUCUCUAUAUUUACUUGCUCUGACUUCUCUCUUAUUACUCCCCAUAAUAACCCCUCAGAUAAGCUACCCCACGGGUACACUUUCCAUCACAAGGUUUCCGUUUGAAGGUCGAAGAUGAUGACGAAGAAUCCGAAAUCAUAUGACAAUGGUGGCACCUCUUUAAAAUUCCAAAUGGCUGAAGAACGAACGAAGGGAAGAGAGCUUCCCAAGAAAAUGGCGUGCACCUCACUUGAAUUAUACAAAGAAAGUUUGGUUUAUACUUGAUUUAGGGAUUUAAACGUAUAAGGAUGCGAAGUUACAUGUUUACUCCUGAAAAAUGGAAAGCCAAAUGGAGUUUUGUAAGAUUUUUAACGGCAAGGGUGACAUUUGAAACAAUUCUGACUAAUCGGGUGUGACAUUUAACAAAGCAGAAACACGGAUCUAGGAUUUCAAUAUGGUGGCUAAUUGGGGGACCAAAACUGUGAUUUUCCCUUGUCUAAAAACCUUCCUGGAUGGUAGACGUAUGGGAAAUGAAAGUGGGGACGGUUUGGACACAUCAACUUCUAUUGUUUUAUGAAAUUUUUCUUAAAAUAUUACUAAUAAAAAUUUUAGGGACAAAAAUGUAACCAUAAGUUACUAUGUGUAAGUUUAUAGUCACUAUAAUGUAACAUUUGAAUACAAUUAUAGUUACUAAAGUAACUAGAGUCACAAUGUGUAAGUUAAUUUUAUUUUGGUUAUAUAUUUGAAAUAAUUUCUUGUUUUGUUUUAGAAAAAAUGGCAAAAAUGGUACCUCUACACCCUUGAAAGACAAAAAAGUAUAUGAUUAAUUUUCAUUUUAAAAAAAUAAAUAAACAAAUAUUAUUUAAUUAAUAUACUUUCCUUUUGAUUCUAAUUCUUACUCAACUACCCACCCUUGCCCCACCUCUAUUUCAUUGCUUGCUCCAGCCGCUUCUGCCGGCGAUUGUCGCUAGAAAUCGCUACAAUCGAAAAAUAUCACUAGGAUAUUUAUUUUCCAAAAAGUGCCGCCGGAAAAUAUGUCUAGUGAAAAUUAUUUCACUAGCACUUUUUUUGAACUUUCGCCGGUGUUGAGAUUAAAUCCCGCAGAUCCGAAAGCUCAACCCACACUUUGGAUAUAAAAGCUGAAUAAUAAUAUGCUCAAAAGCCCACUUGUAUUAAGCAAUUUGCUGAUUACAAAGGAAAUUUCCCGAACGGCACGUCGGAAUAGUGGUAAUACAAUAACAAUAAUGAGAAAGCUAUUCUAGGCUCUGAGUAUCCAAAUGCUAACCCUUUACCAUGAGAUUAGAACCCCUAUUUAUACUAAUAAAAUGGGGUGGGUGAUGACGUGGCUGAAUAUGACUUGUUGCCGUUCUCGAGUCACUUGGAUGCCCAUACUUCCACUUGCUGACGCCAUUUCCUAGCAUAAAUGCCCCUUGCCACUUGCAGGCUACCCGUUCCCUGAACGGGGUGAUGGUCCAUGCUGAAUACAUGUUUGAUCUGGCCCAAGUACCCUGGUUGAUCCGAUUCCCAUUUGGGGUAUAAUCCCUCGUGGUUUCCUGGAUCCCGUUUGGACUAAUUGCUGGGUCUAUUCUUCUUUGGAUCCUUGCUGACUAAUGGGCCUGGUAUAUUGGGCUUUCGGCCCAAUAUCCCAACACGAGUCCCCCACUUCUGAUGUCCUGAACGACAGUGAAGGCAUAAGGAAGUAGAAUAAUUUGGUUGUAUGCCGUUCGGCAAUCAUGUAUAGGAUCUCACCGGUUCCUGAUGUCCUGAUUUUAGGCUUACUUGCGGCCGUCGUUUGAUUUUUCUCAUAAUCGUCAUGAUUACUGGGCUUUGUUUCUCCGCAUGACACAUGUUUUCCCAAAUGCUCCUGGUGACGUGUUUCCUUCUGGUUGGUCAAUGAAUCGGCACUUGUCAGGCUAUAAGUAGGCCUUUGGUUCUCCGGUUCUGGGUUUCGAAUUUUCAGAUCCUUCGUGCUCUUGCUCUACCUUCUCUCUAGAACUCUUCAAGCUCCGUCCGUUCAGGUACACUUUGCCCCUUCCCCUUACUUUUUUCACUUCGUGUUCGGUCAACAUGCCUUCUCGAUCACCUUCUUCUGGAUCGAAUUCGGAUUCCGCCACUCAAGGGGAAUUCCAUGACGCCGCUGCACAAGAAGCUAUAAUAGUUCCCUUUGUUGAUGUUGCCAAUGAUGCGACUGCGGGGGUGGUUGAUGAGGAUCCUUCAGGCGACUCUGCUUUCAGUGAGGACUCUGAUGGCACAAUGUCCGGUGAUGAACUUGCUUCAAUGGCGGUUGGCCCCCUAGGCGAUGUCCCUCAUUAUAGGGUUGACCUGAGAUUAAUCAGGGAGAGGAGGCAAAAAUUGACUUCUCACAAUAGGGCCCAAAUUCCAGCCCUAAUUCCAGACCCGGUGGAUUUCCGUCUUCGGGUUGGGAUUCAUCCAAUGUGCCACCUCCCUGGGAUGGUGGUGGUCCAUUUAGAUUCAGUGAAAGAUGGGCUUAGGUUUCCCCUGCACUCAUUUUUCGUGUCCUUCUUCAAAUUCUAUGAAGUAGUACCGGCCCAAAUCAUGCCGAACUCUUAUCGGGUGAUGGCCGGCUUCAUUUGCCGCUGUGUGGAUGCUAAUAUUACACUCAAUCUGGAACUGUUCCAUCAAUUUUUUAAGGUGGCCCCCAGCAGACGCAUGGAUACCUGGCUCCAAUUGCCCAAACGGGACAUAUUUUAUUUAAGAGCAACCUUACCCCAAUCAAGGGGUUGAAAGACCGGUUUUUCUUCGUUUCUAUCCCGGACGGCUUGAUUCUUAAUAGGUGGAAUGCUUUCCCCCGUAAAUCUCCUGAUGCGCUUCUUAGGGGGUGUUUGGAACUGAUUCUGCUUCUGCUUCUUUUUUAAAGCAGAAGCAGAAUCAGAAUCAGUUUUCAGAAGCUGGUACCCCCCAACUUCUAAAAAAACUGAUUCUAGGAGUAAAUUAGAGCACCAGAAUCACUUCUACAUUUUCACCCAAACACUCCAACUUCUGCUUCUGCUCCCUCAAGGAGCAGAAGCAGUUUUAAGAAUCAGAUCCAAACACCCCCUUACUGAGCAAAUUUGCAAGGAUGUUUUUGUGGUGGAACAUGACAAAACUUGUGAGAUUAUAGGAUACUUGACUCCUGAUCGGCUUAUCAAAGCCGGGAUACGUACUGCCUGCACUCUUGGGUUUGCUUGAUUGAAAACCAAGUGUCAUGGGCUGGGCGGUCCUUCCCGUGCGAGAAAUGUCCUUUUCUAGUUUCCCACGUGGUAUGAUCACUCGAUACUAACUCUUAUCUUGUUAUUUUUUCAGCUCCCAAUCCAGACGCCCCCAUGGAUGACAGCCGUGUGCUUGUUGCCGGUGGAGUGGGAAAGAGGAAGAAAUCCAAGAAGAAUCCUCAGCCCAAGUCAUCACUCAGUGCUUCACAAGACACUGGGCCUUCUCAACCCGUUUAGGAGCCUGACCCUAUUCUACAGGUUCCCCGUCAUCAGGAGCCUGAUGAUAUGAUGAUUGACAACCCGUUCGGAUCUGAGCAAAUGCAAUUCUUCAUGCAUCAAUUCCAGGCCGCCCAAGAUACAACCCUGGGGGCCAAUCAGGUCAAUCCCGCAGAUCUUGCAGGACAGAUCGAACGAAUCACUCUGGAGGAUCCUGUUCACGAGAUCCUGGAAAAAGCUGGUGCGUCCGCGAGCCAAGUCUUGUCCACCUCUUCUUAUUUUAAUAACUUCCCGCUCCCCAAACUGCCGGUCGAUCGGGCAGAGGAAUGUGUGGCCUUAACGGCCUUAAAGGUACUUUGUUUUCCCUGUACUUUGUUUCACAUCUUAUCAUGCAACCCUUAUCUCAUAUUUUAUUCCCGAACGGGGCCCCGAACGGUGUUUCCUCAUGCAACCCUUAUCUCAUAAUUUCUUUAACUGACUAUCCGGUUUAAUUUUAAAUUGAGAUCCCAUUUGGUAACACUAAAAUUGGCUGAAUUGGUUGAUUCUGCUGAAAUUUAUGAAGUUCUAGCUGAAGUGGCUGUAUUGGCUGAUUCUGGUGAUUCAUGAAAAAAUUAUAUUUAAAAUAUUUUUUAUUAAUAAAUUAAAUAAAAAAUUAUAUGAAAAAAAUAGCUAAAAUGAUCCUCUACAGUAACUUCAGCCAAAACAGCCAGAAAAGUAACUACAACCUUACUUUUUCUGCUUAUUACAAACUUCAGCGCGCGAAAUAAAAAAUUACGUGUUUGGUGAAAAAGCUGGUUGAUAAGACUGAUAAGCCGAAAAAAUGGGUCACCAAACAGGCUCUGAAAUUUUAUGAAGGUGAUCUAAAAAAACAUGCAUGUUCAAAAAAUUACUCCCUCCGGUCCUAAAUAAACUUCACACUUUGACUUCACACAAAUUAAGGAAAUAAAUUUAACUUUACUGUAGAGUACACUGUUGUGACACUGUUUGACUUUACUGUAGAGUACACCGUUGCAAAGUUUAUUUUGAACCUACCCAAAAUGAAAAGUGUGAAAUUUAUUUAGAACACUUAAAACGAGUUUGAUUAGACGGUGAUUCUGAUCAUACAGUCCUCACUUUAAAUUGGUACCAACAACAAACCCAAUGGUCUUUAUCCAAUCUUUUAUCCUUUCAAAUGGACUAUCGGUCACUUGUUUAGUGGUUACUGCCACAUUUCUAGGUUGCCUAGCAAGUGGUCAAUGACAACGCCACCUCGCCUUGUAUAGAAGAAGAUAUACAACUAAUUGACAUUUUUUUUUCCUUAAAUAUACGUGACAGUUUAGUCUUUAAUUUAUUGUUAUAUUCCAUUUAAUUGUAAUAAGGGAAAAUUCUUUAAAAUGUGACUAAAACCUUCACAAAAAUGCAUAAAUAUUAUCAUCAUUAUUUUCUUCUUAAAAUACCAUUAGUUCAUUCUUGAUUAUUGAAGUUCUAUUAAUACUUUUAAUAGAAUCAAAUAAGUGUCACUCGAUAUUUUGAGAACAAAACAAAAAUACUCCUAUUUACAGAUUUUAUCUAUGUUUCAAUCCAAUUUAGAAUAAUUUCUUUAUUAGAAUAAAUGCAAUAAUUGUAUAGAGAAAAGCCAUUAAAAGGGGUCUCUGUUGUAAAUUCCUGAGAAAGACAAGUUUGAAUUGUUCAUCAGGACACCAAGCUACUCAUGGUCCUUGUAAUAAGCUUACUCAUCUAAUUCAUAUCAUUGUAAUCAUAGUUAGACAGGUGGGUAUAUCUAAUACUGCCAGCAAAUUGUGUAGAAUCAUUCCUGAAUGAUUCAUCCUUAAGCUUGGCUAGUAUAAAUAGAGUUAGUUCAAUUCUUUGUAAAUUCAUUCAGAAAAUAUUCAGAGAUUAAGAAGAAGAUAUUCAGAGCUUUUAUUAAUAUAUCUAUCUCUUAAGUUUAGUCUUCAUCUUGUUCAUUUUAAACAUGUUAUCAGCAUGAAUCAGCUCAAACUCUUCAAGAAUUCAGCUAUCCCCUGCAGGUAUUAACAUUAAUACUACGUAUGAUUGAUCUUCUUUAAAUUGCUCAAGAAAGAAUUAAAUAAAUCUGAACAUUUUAUUUGACUGACUGAAAUUGAGACCCUUCUAUCCGAAUCUGAAAUUUAUGUUGUUGUUUUCAUAUUAGCAACAUACAUACCUGUGUGUUGGGAUAUUGACCUAGAGGCCCAAUACCCAGAUCGGGAAGGCCCAAGAUAUCCGGCCCAAGUAACGGGCCCAUCACUCUAUGAUGAAAAGAUCCAGUAAGGAGACAUACCGAACGGGGUGCGGCCCAAAUAAAGGUUGGCCCAAUAAGAAGACAUACCGAACGAGGUUCGGGCUAUAUAUUAUACUUGGGCCAAUUUGACAGCAUCUUCAGUACAGACCAACAUCCCGUUCGAGCAACGGCCAACCAGCAAGUGGCCAGGUGCAGUUAAUGCCAGACUAUGACAUCAGCAAGUGGAAGCAUGGAUGACCAAGUCGGUGGAACAACGGCCAAUCAGCAAGAGGCAGCCCAUGCUCUCCAUUAGUAUAAAUAGAAGGUUUCAAAUCAUUGUAAGGGUUAGCAUUUCAAUACUCAAGCUCUAGAAUAGCAUCAUUUGCCCUUACUUCUUGUAUUAAAGCAUAGUUUCCGACUUACCGAUCGGGAAAUUCCUUGUAAUCAGAUUGGUUAAUUAAUACAAGUGAGCUUUCGAGUUUUAG